This is a messenger RNA of Moneuplotes crassus, 900 nucleotides long. Lineage: Eukaryota; Ciliophora; Spirotrichea; Euplotida; Euplotidae. The record is from the annotation of a GenBank genome assembly.
UUUAGGUUGUGGAUGGGUGGUUUUUAGGUGGGGUUUGAUAGAUUUGUAUAUAUUGGGUAUUUAUGGUUUUGAUAAUGUAUUGUAGAAGGAAUAGUCAUGCUACUUAGCAAAGAAGAUCAAACUAAUAAAGAACUAACUAAGUUAGAAGUAUCAUUAUUGAGAAAUUUAAAACAUAACCUUGAUAUUAAUUUCAAAUUAAUAGCAGAGCCGAGGUUUAAUCAACUUAUGAUCUUGGAAGAGUAUAGAAUCUUUAGAAAACUCCAUGAAAAUAUAAGACCUAUGGUAAAUUAUGGUUCAAGGAUAUUGACAAGAAGAGAGUUCAAGAAGAUUACAAAAUGCAUGAGAAAAUCUGCCUCAAAAGGCCAUGAAUACAAUAAUUUGACAAUUAGAUUGGAUGCCAAGUCAGGCGAAGAUUACUCUUCAUUUAGCUUGUGAAAAACCAAGAUCUUACCAAAAAUAUGGAUGUUUCAGACAAAUUUACAAAUCGAAAGGUUUGUAUUGAAGAAGAAGGAUAUCCAGUCGAUAAUAGUGAUGUCAAGACAUUUGAUAGGCUUAUCCUUUUCAUUAUGCAAAAUCUCUGGACUUCAGCUGACAAAGAGCUUCUUCAAUACCAAUACACAAGUUGGAGUCAAUCUUCAGACUAUUGUUUUUAUUGAAUGUGUAAGCUCCCAAGAAUCGGAUGACGAUGACUCUUUCUACUUGAUAAAGAGCAUCAUGGAUGGAGUUUUGAAUUCUUCCUUACAAAAAUUCCUCCACCGAAUUCUAUUCAGAAUAAACUCAACUUAUAACUUCAAAUCAGUAGUAGAUGGCAUUAAAAAUUAUGAGAACGAUCAAAGACUCAAAAUCACUAAUGAAAAUGAAACAAUAUUAUUUAAUUUCAUCUCAAACCUAGAUAGUUAA